AUGAGGAAAACGCACUAUUUGAAGGAAAGAAAGGGCGCGCUCUUUACCCAAAGGAUUAGGGUAAUCUCGCCAGCAUGGUUUUCUCCUCAUAAGGUGGACGAGACGAGUACGACUGUUGUCUUGCCGGACUGGAUAGCUCAAAUGAAGCAUGGCUCAACGAUUCAAUUCCAGCCGCAAGAUGUCGAGCUGAAGGAGAAAAAUGUGUUGAAAUUGAAGUUCUCAUGCGGCGAAUUUCUCGUCCUUAAUGAGAAUGCCGUCUAG
This is a messenger RNA of Cylicocyclus nassatus, 261 nucleotides long. Lineage: Eukaryota; Metazoa; Nematoda; Chromadorea; Rhabditida; Strongylidae. The record is from the annotation of a GenBank genome assembly.